UAUCUCUAAAGAUAGCUAUGCAAGAAGCUUUCGAAUAUGAGUAUAAUUCAUUUCAUCAUAUUUUGAAUGAAAAUUAAGAUUCAAAUCUUCAAUAUGAACAAAACAGUAUUCAACCACCACCCAUUGAAUUGAAGGACUUUGACUAAUUAAUUAACUAAAAUUUAAUGACUCAUACUCAACAAUUAACAAACAAUUAGGAGAGUGAUUAAUCUAGAGUGGAUUAUAAAAACUUGCCUAAGUUAAUAGGCAAUCAUUUCUAUAAAUAUAUUGAACAAAAUAAUAUUACUAAAACAAAAGGAGUCUUGAAUUUCUGUAAUUAAAGAUAAAAAAAAGAGAAAGGAACCAAAACAGAAAAGCAAUAAUCAACCAAAAUUUCAGAUUUAAGGGAAGUAUGCAAAGCAGAUCCCUAAUCUAAAACUAAUUUUAAGAGGUUCAUUAAAAAAUAAUUAUUUAUCGAUUUGAUACAUAGUUCUAAAAUUGAAGAUCCAUUAAAAUAUAUUGAUGGAAUUAGUACUUACUAUGCUACGGCUGAUGAACCAGAUAAAAUGAUCAGCAGCCAUAUUAUAAGUUCUAAAAAAAUAAAAAAGUCAUGAGAUUUUAUAUAUUUUAUCUGCU
Molecule: messenger RNA, 615 nt
Organism: Paramecium octaurelia
Lineage: Eukaryota; Ciliophora; Oligohymenophorea; Peniculida; Parameciidae
Source: the annotation of a GenBank genome assembly